This is a messenger RNA of Cyprinus carpio (common carp), 3023 nucleotides long. Its product is annotated as alpha-2,8-sialyltransferase 8F-like. Gene Ontology annotation, molecular function: alpha-N-acetylneuraminate alpha-2,8-sialyltransferase activity. Bases 583 to 1665 code for a protein of 360 amino acids. Gene Ontology annotation, biological process: N-glycan processing; oligosaccharide metabolic process. The record is from RefSeq and is a predicted model, not a curated record. The transcript is spliced from 7 exons. NCBI's taxonomy places the organism in Eukaryota, Metazoa, Chordata, Actinopteri, Cypriniformes, Cyprinidae.
AGGGAGGGGCAAGCAAGUUGUGUCCAGAGUGAGCGAGAGGGGGAGGGGGUUGAGAAUGCAGAAGAAGCAACAGCUUGAGAUUCCUAGGGAACCGGACAGAAGGAAAGUCUGAGCAGCUCCUACAAGACAAUGAAGUACAGAGGGAAGGAUGGGGUGGAGAAGCAUGAAAAUAUUACUAAGAUAACUUAAAGGAACAUAGCAGCCAAGAAAGGAGUGGAGGAAUUUGUUCUUGGGCAAGACAUGAGAAGAAAGUGGGCUGAUAGAUUAAGAGAACAGCAGAGCAGCAGAGAAGUGAUAAAAAGCCAGGCCUGUCAGUAGAGAAACGAGAGGGGAAAAGAGAGCAAGUGGCAGUUAAAUUAAGAGGAGGGAGGGAGGGUGAGGAGCUUAACGUUCUGAGAGAAAGAGAGAGUAAAGAAAAGGGUGCAGUCGUCAAGAAACAGACUCAGGGAUAAAAUAAGGAGAGGACGGCAGAGCACAAGAGGAAGUCGUUGGCAGCAGGAACAUCCGCAUUUAAAUGAGAGUUUAGGAGAGCACAUGCAUGUCAGCGGCUAUGUGUGCGCCAAAGCUUGUGUGUGAGAGUGGAUGCGCGUUAUGAGGACUCUUAUGCUCUGGUUCCUUCCGAUCAUCCUUCUGUGUUCCUUCUGCAGUGUGGCCUUCUGGAUAUUCCUCUCUAACAAUAAUGUAAACCCUCACCCUUCAUCUAGGAUUCCUCAAAAAAGCUCAGAAACAAAAUCUUGCAAUGGAUGCAGCAAAGACAAUGUAUUAAUUGCCAAGGCACUGGAGAACUACUCACACAAAUGGAAAAAACAUGAGGCAAACUUUACAAAAUUCAGGUCAUUAAUGAGUAGCAAAUGCCAUGCUGUGUCGAAGGCUGUGGUCACACAGAAUAACACCCCACUGGGGUCAAAAGUUAUCUAUGAUGGAGAGAGGAGAAAGCCGCUACAGGUGACACAAGCCCUGUUCAACAUAUUAGCUAAGGAGCAGCCCUUUGGAAAUGCAACAUGGGAGUCGUGUGCUGUGGUGGGGAAUGGAGGUAUUCUGGCCAACAGCAGCUGUGGAAAAGAAAUAAAUUCAGCCCACAUACUUAUUAGAUGCAACCUUCCACCAUUGGAUAACAGAUAUGAGAAAGAUGUGGGCAACAAAACCAAUCUGGUGACUGCAAAUCCCAGCAUCCUCCAUGAGAAGUACAGUGGACUGAUGGAGCGUCGUCGUCCAUUUGUGGAAAGCCUUCAUCCUUAUGGACAAGCCUUAUUGCUGUUGCCAGCCUUCUCCUACGGUCACAACACGCCUGUAUCCCUGCGUGCCUUUUACACACUGGAGGACUUUGGCAGCGACAGCCCGCUGCCCGUUUUCCUGAAUCCAGAAUACUUGAGGAGGCUGUCGAAGUUUUGGCGCGAGAGAGGUCUUAACUCGGUUCGUCCCAGCACAGGACUCAUCAUGGCCAGCUUAGCACUAGAAAUCUGUUCAAACGUACAUUUAUAUGGUUUUUGGCCCUUCAACAAACAUCCAAAUGACAGUCGGCCAAUCACCAACCAUUACUACGAUGAUCGGGCCAGCAAGAAGAAUGUGCAUUCUAUGCCGUCCGAAUUCGAACAUUUAUUAAAACUUCACAAGCAAGGUGUGAUUCACAUACACCUUGGUGAGUGUCAACCCACUUUAAGUUAAAGGCCUUGCUUGCAGUGUACUGCACACCCCUAAAUAAUACCUCACAGUUUGAUUAAGGACUACAACAGGCCACUGGAUGGGUCUGGAAAGACAGCUGUGAAUGCGCACUGAAUUUAUAUUGCCUAUAUUGCUGUGCACAUUUGCUCAAAGCAGCAGCCAUGACCAUGCACAAAAAAAAUCUUUGACAUAAUCUUGCACACAAAAAUAGCUGAAACCGAAUGUAAUUAUUUUAGCCUUGGUAUACGUUGAAAGAAUUUCAUUAGGAAAAUGACUCCUAGAGCAGCACCCCUAAACACUCCUUAAGCAGACUUGCCUUAGUCAGCUUUUAGCGUGCUCGCUGUUGGUGCUCCUCCAGCUCUGUUGCAUUCAUCACAAGUGCCAGUCUGUCCUCUUUAGCAGUUGUUAGCAGUAAAUAUGAAUUUGAUCUCAGCUGUGCAGAAAUACCUGUAUUAGCAGCACUGGAUUAUAACUCCAGGACUCAGAUCUCAGGAGAUUGCAGAAAUGUCUGGAUGUUUGGAAACAUCACACUACUGUAUAUUUACACUGAGAAACAAUAGGAAGCAUGGAUGUGGGUUAGCAAAACAGAGUAAGAAUAUGAGAGGUGUAAAAGCUGACAAUAGUGGCAAAUUUCAAAUGUGCCAUUAUUGAAUGCCCUGUCUGAGCACAUUAUGACUCUUACAGCAAUCACUGUAAAGUAAGUAAAAUUUGCUUUGAAUGAUUAAAUAUCAAUUUGUGAUUUUUUUUUUCUCCUUUACCUUUAAACCUUAAAGAGAUUUCCCCAAAAAAGAAAUUUCUGUCAACAUUUACUCACUCUCAUGUCAGAACAUAAAUGAUAUUUCGGAGAAUGCUGGAAACCUGUCUAUUUUUGUUACCUUUGACUUUCAAUGUACUUGUUGUUGACUGAAAACACUCCUUGAUGCAUUUGUGAGUUUAGACAUGAGUAAAUGACAAAAUAUAUUUUUUUCUGUGAAACAUUCCUUUAAAUCAUCUGCAGAAUUAUUCAUUCACUCAUUUGUUCCAGUCUUAAUUUGCUUCUCUCAAAAUAUUUUACAAAGUAAACUCAUGCUGACUCUUUCCAUUUGAAGGGGAAUAAACAAUAAGGCAUUCAGGGAUAGACUGAUGACAGUGAGUUGGCCAGUAGAAAGGCUUUUUGGGGUCAGAUGUUCUCACUGGAGCUUGUUAUGAUAGAUCAGCUUGGCAACUUGUGCCUUCUGAAAUUCCUCUGCUUGUGAAUAAAAGAAGGUGUUGACGGAUGGGCCCCAAUUACAUAAAACUGUACCAUCAAACUACAAUGGACAAAUUAGUUUCCUUGAAUUAAAUCUUGUGUGAAAAUUUCAUUAAACUAACAAACAAAUUAA